Tetrahymena thermophila SB210 is the source of this 2169-nucleotide messenger RNA. RefSeq names its product PAP2 superfamily protein. The record is from RefSeq and is a predicted model, not a curated record. Lineage: Eukaryota; Ciliophora; Oligohymenophorea; Hymenostomatida; Tetrahymenidae. Gene Ontology annotation, molecular function: sphingosine-1-phosphate phosphatase activity. The transcript has a single exon.
AUGACAAACAAUUCCAUUAAGGAAGAUUUGCUUAGCAAUAGCUUCGCGACAACAACUUCAUCAAAUUCCUCUCCGGAUUAUCAUGCCUCGUAAUGCAAUGCUUAGUCAAAUAAUGGUGCAACCUCUUCAUUUGAAAGUUAAAUCUCAGAUUCAAGAGACGAAAAUAAUAGCAGCAAGUAACUAAGUUUAAGUGAGUUAUUCUAAAAAUCGGAGCAUUAGCUUGGAGAUACAAACUUCAAAUUCAUUAGAUAUAACUCUAGAGUGACAACUUAUUCUAUAAUAAUUUCUUCAAUCCUAACUCUUUUUGUCUUUGGCUACAUGAUUCUCUUUCGCGAAUAAAUGUUUGUCUUUUCCUUAGAAUUUAUUGAAAGAAUGUAGUCCAACCAGAACUUUUUUUUAGUUUCUUUCAUGAACUUUAUUUCUCUUUGCGUCAGCCCAAAGCCUGUAAUAUCUAUGUUGGUAAUAUUUUUUGCUUUAUCGACUUAAAAGCUUAAGAUAUUAACAUUUCUUUUAUACUAUGGAUUUUUAACUUACACCUGCGUGCUGCUAAAAUCUCUUUUUGGGGAUCCAAGACCAUAUUGGAUCGAGUAACAUUAUUCUUAGAAUGUUUAGCAAAAUUAUGUAAAUGAAAGUAGGAUACUUAGUGCUUAAAAUAAUAAUUCCAGUGACAUUUAUUUAAAUCAACUGCUGAUAUAACACUAUAAUAACAAAUCUUUGAAUUACUUUGAAGACAAUGAUUAUAAUCUUGAGGAAAAUUUUUAAAGGCUAUCAAAUAAGUAGUAAUUGAAUUUAAUUAAAUUGUCAGAAACUGAUAAGUUAAGUAAUAUUUUAAUUUCUGAAACAAGCUAAGAACCUGAAAUUAAAAAGUAAGCAAAUACCCAAGUCUAUUUAAAUCAAAGUCAAAUAAUAAAUAAUUCAAAUAAAUUCCAAGAUAAUUAAAAUAUGUCAUAUUUCUCGAAUUCUACUAUUCCAUAUAAUGAGAGCCAUCACAAUAAAUUAUCGAAUGAUUUAAAUAAUCAAAGAAAUAGUUAAGAUAACUUAAAUAUUGUUGAUCAGGAUGAAUAUAAAAAAGGAUAUAAUAAAACUUAACAAAACAUUUAGUAACAAAAAGAAAUUUCAGAAUAAAAAGAAAGUUAACAAAUAAACUAAUUAAAUUCUAUUUAAAAUGAUAUCAAUCCUAGUGUUCUACCCUUAGACUGGAAAUGCUAUUAAGAGUAUGGAAAUCCUUCAGGACAUGCCUUUUUGGGAGUUCCCUUAUAUGAAUUUAUUGUAAGAGAUUAUAUUCUGCGUAAAAUAGGCAAAGAUUAGCGCUUUAUUAGGGUUUUAGUAACAGUAUGUGCUGUCAUAUUAGUUAAUCUAAUUUUUAUCUCUAGAUUAUAUUUGGGAAUGCAUUCUUUAAAUCAAGUAAUAUUUGGCUGUGUAUUGGGUAUCUAUGCAACUGUAUUCUAUAGAUUAUUUUUUGAAAGAAGAAUUUCAUCUAUGCUCUAUUAAUAUGUUUAAUUAAAGAGAUCAAAUGCUAUUAAAUAGAUUUCGUAUGUUAUCUUAUUUACUUCCGCCAUAUUCUCUCUUCCUAUAAUUAUAUAUACUAUUCAAGAGUUGAUUCUUAGUCAUUCUUAAAACCUUUAAAAUUAAUUAGUAGAAUGGGAAAAUAUUAUUUAACAAAAAUGUAGUAAUUUUACUAAGAUGCAAAGCUUCCACCAUAAAUGCUUUAUCGACUCAAGCGUUGUAGCAAUAGGUUUUUCUAUUGUUCUAGGAUUUUUAUUAACAUCAAGAGAAAGAUUUUUAAAAGGCCAAUACAAGGAAAUCCCUGGCAUCAAAAACUUUAUUUACAGAAUAUCUAUAAUACUCCUCUGCUGCUCAACAAUAGCAAUAUUUUACUAUGUGCUACCUAGUUUCAAUAACCCCUAUUUAAAAUACAUCUACCUCUUUUUAGGUAUAUUUUUAACAGGAUUUUUAUUAGUGGCACUUGUUCCAAAGCUCUUUGAAAAAUAUCAUCUAAUUACAUUUAUAUUUCCACUCUUACAAGAGUAACUUAAUGAUAUCAGCUAAAAUGACAACAUUAAAUAAUAAAUUAAAAAUGAAUCAUUUAACUCAUACCCAAGCUUCUCUUCUUUCUAAACAGAAGCUUCAUAUAGUAAUACUUUAACUAAAGAUCUACAAAAACUUUGA